Molecule: messenger RNA, 1110 nt
Organism: Geosmithia morbida
Lineage: Eukaryota; Fungi; Ascomycota; Sordariomycetes; Hypocreales; Bionectriaceae
Exons: 2
Coding region: 1-1110 (369 amino acids)
Source: RefSeq, a predicted model, not a curated record
AUGAGCAGUGGGCGUGGCCCUGCCAUGCGGCCACCCCAACCAUUACCGCCCUCGGACUCGGUCGGGUCCCUGCUGGCAGCCAUUGCCAACUCCAUCUCCGACGCCAUACGAAUACUCAACCUCUCGGAUAAGAGGCUUUGGGGCUUGGAUGAGGUGGAGCAGCUGCGCGCCCUGGAGCAAGCCCUGGACGAGGCGCGCAAGGAUUUCCAGGAGCUGUCGCCUCUUGUCAAUGGACAGUUGAUAUACGAAGCCGAUCGUACUCACGACUCAUUAGUGGAGCUACGACAGCUCCGCGACCGACACGCCGCCCUCGUCGAAGAACUUCGGGGAUGGAGCCGAUCCGGCGGCCCCAUCGAGGCGACAUGGAUGCGCGCGACGCUCCACCUGCGGCAGGACCUGCACCGCUCCCAGUGCCGCGCGGCCCGCCGCAUAUUCACCUCGGGCCAGGAUUCCUCCGCCCGUUGCCUGGGAGCCUUCUUGGUACGCCGGGUGCAGAGGGCUCGCAAGGCCAACGGGGACGUUGUCGGCGUCGAGCACGGCGAGUAUCAGCGACGCCACCUCGAGGAGCUGCGCACGUGCAGGCGCGUGGGUGGGUUCCAGCGCUUCGGCGAGCUCGACAUGGCAUUCAUCUGCGACUUCUGCGACGGCCACAUCAUCUGGACCGACGUCGAGAGGGUGCCCUCUGCGCCGACGACGCACGAGGAGGAGGCCUCGUCGCCCUGGCCACCCGUAUCCCCCCCGAUAACCAACCCCAUUACCAACGCCACCACUAGCGGCUACCAGCGGCGGCCGCAGCCAUCACAGGCGCAGGAAUCGUGGCAAGCUACCGCCCAUUCCAUGUCCCGUCACCGAGAGAAGCAGGUCGUCUUUGCACCGCUUGCCAUUGCCAACCACGUGGCACCCCAUACGGGAGACUGGCUGGCCAGGAUCAUCUGUCCGUUCUGCGAAGAGGAGGCUUCCAAACCGCUCGAUGAGGACGACGACGACCAAGUAUGGCGCCCAGACUCUACGUUUGAAGAUGUCGAUGCUCUGCAGGAACACCUCGAGUGGUACCAUGGGCCAAAGACUGCCUCUAGUACGCCUGCCACCAACAGUUGUGGCAUCAUGUAG